AUGGCACCAGCAAAGCUCGAAGCCGAAGACCACAACCGUGAUGCCGCUUUCAAUAGAGCCAUGCACGGUAAGUCGGCCCAAGAGAAAGCCGGCUUUUUGGCUAUGCUCGCGAAGGAUAAGGGGGCUCAGGGUGCUGCUGUCGACGAGUACUUCAAGUUCUGGGAUGGAAAGGGUGCCGGCCAGGAGACUGAGAAGGACAUGAAGGUUAGUAUUCCUAAUGGAUUACAAUUAUCGGCUUAUAUUGCAAUUCUAACCCCGAAAUUCUCAGGAACGUGUCGAGAGCUACGCUACAUUGACCAGACAGUAUGUUUCAACAUCUCGCCCCGUGUUCUAAAAUUGCCGGCACCUAUGCAGGAACCGUGAGCUGACCUCCCGCAGUUAUUAUAAUCUGGCCACGGAUCUGUACGAGAACGGCUGGGGUCAAUCUUUCCGUGAGCAACUCCUCGCACCUUUAGAAAAACUCGGGGAUAGGGUUAACAUCUCUCGACAGAUUUCUGCCGCUUCUACCCCGGAGAACCCUUUUAUCAGGCCAUUGCCCGUCACGAACACUAUUUGGCUCAUAUGAUGGGUAUGAAGGCAGGAAUGAAAGUUCUUGAUGUUGGGUGUGGGGUUGGUGGUCCUGCCAGGGAGAUUGUCAGAUUCACGGAUGCCAAUGUCACCGGAUUGAACAACAACGACUACCAGAUCGACAGAGCUACACAGUAUGCAGCGAAAGCCGGAUUGUCCCACAAACUAGUAUGCUUCAAACAGUUGGUGCCAACCCAUUCUGCCGACACCUACUAACACUGAGUUUCAGAACUUUGUCAAAGGAGACUUCAUGCAAAUGUCUUUUGAACCCGAGACCUUCGAUGCCGUAUAUGCCAUUGAGGCUACCGUACAUGCUCCUAGUCUUGAGGGCGUCUAUUCACAAAUCUUCAAAGUGUUAAGGCCCGGCGGUGUUUUUGGAGUGUAUGAGUGGCUUAUGACCGACGAGUAUGAUCCCUCUAACGCCAAGCACCGUGAGAUUUCCCACGGCAUUGAAGUGUAUGUUACCCUUUCGGCCUACUAGUAGGAUUUUUAAGGGGUUAAAGUUAAUAAUCACCAGUGGCGACGGCAUUUCAAAGAUGGUCAAGAUUCCGGAGGCUCUGCGUGCCAUCAAAGCAGCUGGUUUCGAGCUUGAGUUCCAUGAGGAUCUUGCGCAUAGGGGUGAUGCCAUCCCUUGGUACUACCCAAUCGCCGGUGAGAUGAAGUAUGUCCGUACCCUCGGAGACUUCUUCACUGUUCUCCGAAUGACCAAACUUGGUCGUGGGACGGUUCAUAAACUUAUCGGCGGAUUGGAGACCGUAGGGGUCGCCCCUCAUGGUACACAGAAGACUGCUCACUCUCUAGCUGUUGCCGCCGACUCUCUUGUCGCUGGAGCUCGGGUAGCUCUCCCUUUCUAUUCUUUCUUAUAGAAGCACGACUAAUAAUCUCUAGCUUAACCUUUUCACGCCCAUGUACCUAAUGGUUGCUCGCAAACCUAUGAAUUAGACGAAUUGUGGGAUAUCUCUGUUGAGCAGUAAAAGGUGUUUUGGCAACGGUCUAUAGAAAAUAUUAAUACAGCAUAGUCAUAAGGAGUCACCUUCCUUUAUCAUGUAUCUACUGUCGUUAUGCCUGCUAGAGUAAUAAAAACGGGUUAAUGGGACAACUUUUGCUAUGAUAUCCCGUUCUCACAGCACCGGAUCUCUGGGGUUGGACCCAAUAGGGUACUUUUGUACCGUAUCAUACUAUCCCCAUGACAUUGCAUAACACUACACUUUUUUUUGCACUGGAUAACUUCAACUUCUACCUCAAACACCUUCGACCCCCGGCCCUU
Messenger RNA from Tuber aestivum (summer truffle), 1834 nucleotides. The record is from the annotation of a GenBank genome assembly. Lineage: Eukaryota; Fungi; Ascomycota; Pezizomycetes; Pezizales; Tuberaceae.